Molecule: messenger RNA, 2551 nt
Organism: Trichoderma virens Gv29-8
Lineage: Eukaryota; Fungi; Ascomycota; Sordariomycetes; Hypocreales; Hypocreaceae
Exons: 6
Coding region: 1-1830 (609 amino acids)
Biological process (GO): regulation of transcription by RNA polymerase II
Cellular component (GO): Set3 complex
Molecular function (GO): transcription corepressor activity; protein binding
Source: RefSeq, a predicted model, not a curated record
AUGGUCCUCAAGGAAUUUCUCGACUCAGACCGAGUCAACUUUCUCAUCUGGAGGUUCGUCCCAACGCCCUCGAAAUCCCACUACAGAGAAACAGCCGCCAAGUUCCAGAAAGAAUGGCACGUCAAGGAGCCGCAACGGGACUUUGAUUUUGCGCGCCAUGUCAAGGGCCGUGCUCUAGUGUCCGUGGUCAACAGCGGCCUCAUCUACUAUGCUCUCGAGCGAGAGCACUCACGCCGUCAGAUGCCAGAAGAUGCGGCCGCACAAGCCGAGGCGCUGCGCAACGGCAUCUUUGGACCGUUGGAGGUGCAGCCGCCAGCAAAGAUGGAGGACGACGACGAGGAUGCACCGGGAGAGGAGGACGACGAAGCAGAGCUGUCGCGAAAACGGAAUCACAAUUCUCUGCCCAAUGGGUCGCCUUCCAAGCGCCCACGGCUCAGCAACGGCUGCGAGAGCAAAUCCGAUGCAGCCACCGUCAGCACCCCCAUGGAUGUGGACCACCUGCACGAUAACCACGCCUAUCCAUCUCCGCUGGAAGGAGAGCAGGUUCCUCUGCCGAUUGUGCGGACGGAGGGGCCCGAGCAAGGCACGCAAGUCGACAAGGUUGAGCAGCUGUUUGCCGGCACCACCUUCAUCCGCCUCAUGGACGACUGCGCCACUGAAACAGCGCCUUCGCCCUCCCCAGCUGGCUCUGAAAACACUCCCAUUCUGCUGCAGUGCGAGUGGAACCCGAAAGACCCAUCAAUCCUCGCGGCUGCUGGGACCGAUGCGCUAGCCCGUGUUUGGACCGUUUCGCGUGCCACAGCAACUGACCACAGCCAGCAUCACGUGUCACCCCACGCCCAUGCCUUGCUGGAUCCCGAAUCUCCAAAGACGACGACGGUGACGGCGCUGGCCUGGACGUCGGACGGUGCCUCCAUUGCCGUGGCCAGUGACUGUGGAGGAGCUCGGGCCGCCAUCCAUCUGUGGUCCGCCGGCGGUGAGCUUGUCCAGGCCCUGGACGUGUCGGAGCCGCCCAUUGUCAAGCUGCUGUGGAAUCCUAGCAAUACGGCGCUGCUCGCCAUUUCCCCAGAGAACAAGGUCGAUACACUGGUGACGGUGCACUCGAUAGGCUCCAACAAGUCCUUGCGGUAUCCCCUCCCGGGCCAUAGUCUCGAUACGGGCCUGGACGCAACAUGGACGGGCGACUCCGAGUUUUUGAUUUGCGGCGGCGGCAUUUUCGAAUGCCUGAGCUUGGGCGAGACGGCAAUCCAGAGGACCCGGAAAUUUGAGACGAAGGAGGAUGAUCACUUUGCCCAGGUUUUGUUUGACCCACGAUCCCAGCUCGUCGCCACCUCGAGUGACAAGGGUGUUUUGGAUCUAUGGGAUGAAUCGGGACAGCGUCGGUCAAUAUCAGCCCACCAAGGGUCAAUUACAACGAUGGCCUGGCAGCCACUGCUGCCAGAUCAAUCUGGUCCGGAAGACGAGCGGUUAAUCGCUACUGGAGGAGAGGACGGCGCUAUUCUGAUUUGGAAUGCUAGAAAACCCGAGAGCAAACCGAAAUGCUUCUUCACAAUGGACCUGCCGGUCGUGCGGCUUGCCUUUACGCCUGACGGAGCCUUCAUCGCAGGAGCCACGCCUAGAAGCGUCCUGAUAUGGAAGGUCGACAGCCAUUCCGUGCCCCGGGCCAUCUGGAGGCCGUCCAAAGACGAGCUAGAGAACCUAAAGAGCAACCAAGACUCUGAAGAAGAGGACGAGCACUGCCUGUGCUGGGACAAGGACGGCCAGAAGCUUGCUUACGGCGCAAACAGUCGUCUCGCCAUCAUCAGCUUCAGUGGUAAUAAUAGUGGAUAGAAACCACUCCCGCUGAGGAUACGAAAACACAGGCGCAUUACGGCGAACGCAUAUAAUAUAUUUACUGACGUUGGGUGGAUCGGGCGACUCUAGAAGAAGCCAUGAACACGACGCGGCAGACUCUAGAAAACAAAAUGGUAUCGGGCGGACGGCGCGACAUGACAGCGGGGCUGCGACAUGACCGAGUUCAUCUCGACGGCGGAUCCUACUCUCUCUUUUUUUUGCUCUCUCUCUCUCUCUCUCUCUCUCUCUAUUCUUCUUUUUUUGGAACAAAAGAUGGUCAAAUGGAUGUGGGGGGAGGCGAGGUGCCGCGGAAUCAAAUCGCUGGGGCUCAAACAGCCCUGCGCUUCAAUCCCUUUUGUUUACCAGCAUUCCCCGAUGGGCUUUCUUUUUGGUCACGAACCACGAUAUAUCUGGACAGCGAGAGGGGAGCUGGACUGGACUAUGCUAAUCAUCUUGACUACGCGGAUACACUCGAAUGAAGGACAGGGAUAAAACGGACGUACGGAGUACGAGUGGUGUUAUUUUAUUUUAUCUCUUUCAUGUUUGCUUUAUUUGCUUUAUUUUGCUUUGCUGUCUCUUUCGGGUCCAAGGCAAGGGGGGAGGUGAGGACGGAGAAAGGGGAAGUCAAGGCAUUUCUACUUUGUGUCUACACUUUGUUUGAACAGGUCGGGGAAUAGUGCGACUGCUUCUUGUACAAUAAAAUCUGCAGAGUACUAUC